Molecule: messenger RNA, 1389 nt
Organism: Nothobranchius furzeri (turquoise killifish)
Lineage: Eukaryota; Metazoa; Chordata; Actinopteri; Cyprinodontiformes; Nothobranchiidae
Gene: slc25a4
Product: solute carrier family 25 member 4
Biological process (GO): mitochondrial ATP transmembrane transport; negative regulation of mitochondrial outer membrane permeabilization involved in apoptotic signaling pathway; mitochondrial ADP transmembrane transport
Cellular component (GO): mitochondrial inner membrane
Molecular function (GO): ATP:ADP antiporter activity
Source: RefSeq, a predicted model, not a curated record
AAUUCUCGCGAUGAAUGCCCCCCAUAUAUAAGAACAGCUGGGGGUGCCUCGUCCACUUGGAGGGGCGUAGGGUUUCCUUAAGGAUCUGUGGUUAAGUCUGGAUCAGCUGCACUAGGAACAGCCAGCUAUGUCGGACGCGGUGGUUAGUUUUAUGAAGGACUUUUUGGCCGGCGGUAUCGCCGCUGCCAUCUCCAAAACAGCUGUUGCUCCCAUUGAGAGAGUCAAGCUGCUGCUGCAGGUGCAGCAUGCCAGCAAGCAGAUCACAGCUGAGAUGCAAUAUAAAGGAAUCAUUGACUGUGUGGUCAGAAUCCCAAAGGAACAGGGCUUCGUCUCAUUCUGGAGAGGCAACCUGGCCAACGUAAUCCGUUACUUCCCAACCCAAGCCCUGAAUUUCGCCUUCAAAGACAAGUACAAGAAGAUCUUCCUCGGUGGCGUGGAUCAAAAAACACAGUUCUGGCGUUACUUCGCUGGUAAUCUGGCGUCAGGCGGCGCUGCUGGUGCCACUUCGCUCUGUUUCGUUUAUCCACUUGACUUCGCCAGAACAAGACUGGCUGCUGACAUCGGAAAGGGUCCCGCUGAGAGAGAGUUCACCGGUCUCGGAAACUGCAUCGCCAAGAUCUUUAAAACCGACGGUCUGAAGGGUCUUUACCUGGGGUUCAACGUGUCCGUGCAGGGUAUCAUCAUUUACAGAGCGGCUUACUUUGGAUGCUUCGACACAGCUAAAGGCAUGCUGCCAGAUCCCAAGAACACACACAUCAUCAUCAGCUGGAUGAUUGCGCAGACCGUCACUGCCGCGGCAGGUCUGGUCUCAUACCCCUUCGACACUGUAAGACGUCGUAUGAUGAUGCAGUCAGGACGCAAAGGAGCUGACAUCAUGUACAAGGGCACAAUCGACUGCUGGAGGAAGAUCCUCAAAGACGAGGGCUCACGAGCUUUCUUCAAGGGUGCCUGGUCCAACGUGAUCAGAGGAAUGGGCGGGGCUUUCGUGUUGGUUUUGUACGAUGAAAUCAAGAAGUUUUCAUACUAAACUCACACUCCCAGUCCCCAAGGAAACCCUCCACUUCGUUUAAGUCUUAUGUUUGUGAUGCAGUGGCACCAGCCUGGUGAAUCGCAGUAUGGGCACGUAGGCUACAACAGCCUGAGGAAAGUGGGUACCGAACCUGGGUCUGUGUCUCAUCAGAAAUGUGUGUAUAUACAAAUAUAUAGCCUAUGUACCAUAAAGGUUGUCCUCCAGCGCGACAGCAGGUGGAGAUGACGCGUGACACAGAUUAUGAUACAGUUACCUUUGUCAAGCAGCUGCUGAGGCCCAUAUGAUGUGUAGUGACCACUCUGACCCAUGUAUCGCUCCUUAAACUUUAAUUUAUUAAUAAAGAUUUAAUCUAUAAAACA